UUUCAUUGGGGGGAUGUUCGCUUCAUGUAAUAGCCAAUCUUUAAAGAUGUGUUUGUGCUGGUAACGCAGCAACAUGGCUCAGGAAGUAGAAGAUUUCUAUGGUUGCUACCUUCUAUACUGUGAAAAUCCUAAGUUCAAGGGAAGGACUUAUAUUGGUUAUACAGUAAAUCCGACACGACGGAUUGGUCAGCACAAUAAGGGGAAAAAAGCUGGCGGAGCUUGGAGAACCAGUGGUAGAGGACCAUGGUCAAUGGUGCUGAUUGUUCAUGGUUUUCCAAAUGACAUCUCAGCUCUGAGGUUUGAAUGGGCUUGGCAGCACCCAACGAAAUCAAGACGGCUCAAGUCAAUUCAGAUGAAGAAAAAAAAUGAACACGGGUAUAAGUCACGAUUUCGUACUCUCUCAUACAUGCUCAGGACAGGACCCUGGAAGAGACUGCCUCUAACAAUACGCUGGCUUGAGCCAAAAUAUAAACUUGAUUUUGAACCAGAUCUUCUACCUCCGGCACAUAUGGCUAUAGCUUAUGGACCAGUUGUCAGUAAGAAAAUUCAGUCUCCAAAGAAAGCUCUUUUGUCGACGCAAGAGUCAAAUGCUCAAAAGACUGGCUGUGACGAUGAAGAUGAUAUCGUGGUGAUUUCGCAAACACAAGGAAGAUGUUCUGUUUGUAGUCGACAUGUAAAGAAUGAAGAUGAGGCUCUGAUGAAGUGCCUCCAUCGACAUUGCAAUAUGCUGAGUCAUAUGAAGUGUUUGGCCAAGUACUUCCUGCGAGAAUCUGACCACCUUUUACCUGUCGAGGGAGAUUGUCCAAAAUGCAAGAAAUCUCUUGUCUGGGGAGAGUUGAUACGCUACCAGAAAGGAUGCUACCAGUACUUGAAUGAGGCUUCAGAGGACGAAGACCAGCACUGGGCUGAUGAGCUUCAUGUGUCGUGAAGAUUCCAUAAUGAGGCUAUUGCAGUUAAAUGUAUCGUAUGAGGGAUUUAUACACUUGUAAUAUUUGUAAAUACAGUUCAUGGUCACAGGAUUUCUGAACUACAUACAUGUACGUGAACAUCAAAGGUGUGGACAUGUUUUAAAUAAUGUUUAUUAACGUCGGCAGUUAUUCAGUUUUAGGGCAAGUUUUGGUGUUUCUGUUUCUAAUCUAUGGGUGUUUUCA
Messenger RNA from Lineus longissimus, 1151 nucleotides. Its product is annotated as structure-specific endonuclease subunit slx1-like. Gene Ontology annotation, cellular component: Slx1-Slx4 complex. Lineage: Eukaryota; Metazoa; Nemertea; Pilidiophora; Heteronemertea; Lineidae. The transcript has 6 exons. Gene Ontology annotation, molecular function: crossover junction DNA endonuclease activity; 5'-flap endonuclease activity. The coding region runs from base 74 to 928 and encodes 284 amino acids. Gene Ontology annotation, biological process: double-strand break repair via homologous recombination. The record is from RefSeq and is a predicted model, not a curated record.